This is a messenger RNA of Pygoscelis adeliae (Adelie penguin), 1347 nucleotides long. RefSeq names its product deleted in azoospermia-like (gene DAZL). NCBI's taxonomy places the organism in Eukaryota, Metazoa, Chordata, Aves, Sphenisciformes, Spheniscidae. Bases 1 to 1260 code for a protein of 419 amino acids. Gene Ontology annotation, molecular function: mRNA 3'-UTR binding; protein binding. The record is from RefSeq and is a predicted model, not a curated record. The transcript is spliced from 13 exons.
AUGCUGCACUUGACUGCAUGCAUGAGUGACGCCUGCGAGAUGCUGGAGGAGGAGGAGAUGGAUGUUCCUUCCCCUGUGAUUUUGCUCCUGCAUACACAGGGUACUGAACUAAUAUAUGUAUGCACGAGAGAUGAAUUCACAUGGGACCGCGGCUACUCGGGUGACAAAGAGAGCACACAGCCCCUCUCGGACAUGCAACUGAAAGAGUGCAGUUGUGUGGGCGCUGCCUCUGCUUCGGUGAAUGAUGGUGAGUGGAGGAGGAGGGACGAAAGGGGAGCCGUGGUCGGCACGGUGGGAAGCGGGGUGAAGGGGUGUUCUUCAACGCUGAGCCGUGGGGCGGCUUUCUGCUGGGGGCCGUGGUGGCUUGCUCGGGUCCUCCCGCGGGGAGCGGAGUCUGCAAAUGUGGAGGCCCAGUGUGCAGGUGUCUUGGAGGAUAAUACCCGUUUGUCAACAACCAGUCAAGGAUAUGUUUUACCAGAAGGAAAAAUCAUGCCAAACACAGUCUUUGUCGGUGGAAUUGAUAUAAGGAUGAAUGAAGCAGAAAUUCGGAGUUUCUUUGAACGAUAUGGUACUGUGAAAGAGGUGAAAAUAAUCACUGACAGAACUGGUGUUUCCAAAGGGUAUGGAUUUGUAUCUUUCCUGGACAACGUGGAUGUUCAAAAAAUAGUAGAAUCACAAAUCAACUUCCAUGGCAAAAAGCUGAAACUGGGGCCAGCGAUUAGAAAGCAACAAAACUUGUGUUCUUAUGUGCAUCCCAGACCAUUAGUCUUCAAUCCUCCUGCACCACAGUUCCAUAGUGUAUGGGGUAAUCAAAAUACAGAGACAUACAUGCAGCCUCCAGCUGUAAUGAGCCCAGUAACGCAGUAUGUUCAGACGUAUCCGUACAGUUCGCCAGCUUUAUUGAUACAGCAGCAAGUUCCUGUAGGAUAUCAGCCAGCCUACAACUACCAGGUUCAACCACAAUGGCUUGCUGGGGAGCAAAGAAAUUAUGUUAUGCCUCCGGUUUAUACUUCAGUAAGCUAUCACUGCACUGAGGAUCCAGAAUUUAUACAGACAGAAUGUGCUGUUCCAGAGCCCACGCAGUCGUCUGCUAACAGUCCACAAAAGAAGUCUGUGGACAGGAGCAUACAAACAGUAGUAUCCUGUCUGUUUAAUCCUGAGAACCGUCUGAGGAACACCUUUGUAUCACAAGAAGACUACUUUAAGGAGAGGAAGGCUCAUCACUUCAGAAAAGGAAGAGCAGUACUCAAAAGUGUUUGAUCAACAAAGACUUUAAAGUAUCUAAAUUUAUUAACUUGAUGUUACUACAGUUCAGUUUAUACUGCAUAUAUUGCUAACCUUUUUCAA